CAAAUAUUUGUCUUCUCAAUACCCCCUAAAAUGUCAAACAUUUUGCUUGGUUAAUGACAUUGUAAUUCCUAAUAACUUGGCCAGCUUGGUUGACCCCUCUUGCCACAAUCUACUCCGGUGUCUUCCUGAGCGAACAGCUAUGGGCAAGGAGAAGCUUCACAUCAACAUCGUGGUGAUCGGCCUUGUGGACUCAGGCAAGUCGACCACCACAGGCCACCUCAUCUACAAGUGUGGGGGCAUCGACAAGAGGACCAUUGAGAAGCUUGAGAAGGAGGCCGCUGAGAUGGGGAAGGGCUCGUUCAAGUACGCCUGGGUGCUGGACAAGCUGAAGGCAGAGAGGGAGCGAGGCAUCACCAUCGACAUCUCCCUGUGGAAGUUUGAGACCAGCAGACACUACCAUAUCCAGCAGGUCACUAUCAUCGACCCCCCGGGACACAGGGACUUCAUCAAGAACAUGAUCACUGGCACCUCUCAGGCAGACUGUACCGUGCUCAGCGGCAGGCGUGGGCGAGUUCGAGGCGGACAAACCCGUGAGCACGCCCUUCUGGCCUACACCCUAGGGGUCAAGCAGCUGAUCGUAGGGGUCAACAAGAUGGACUCCACCGAGCCCAACUACAGCCAGAAACGUUAUGAGGAGAUUGUGAAGGAAGUCAGCACCUAUAUUAAGAAGAUUGGUUACAACCCGGAUACAGUGGCCUUCGUUCCCAUCUCCGGCUGGAAUGGGGACAAUAUGCUGGAGGCUAGCCCUAACAUGACAUGGUUCAAAGGGUGGAAGAUCACCCGUAAGGACGGCAGCGCCUCUGGGACCACCCUGCUGGAGGCCCUGGACGCCAUCCAGCCGCCCUCCCGCCCCGCUGACAAACCCCUCCGCCUGCCCCUACAGGACGUCUACAAGAUAGGGGGUAUUGGUACGGUCCCGGUGGGGUGGGUGGAGACGGGCGUGAUCAAGCCAGGCAUGGUGUUGACUUUUGCCCCCGUCAAUGUGACCACGGAGGUCAAGUCAGUGGAGAUGCACCACGAGGCGCUGACCGAGGCCAUGCCCGGAGAAAACGUGGGCUUUAACGUCAAGAACGUGUCGGUGAAAGACAUACAGCGAGGGAACGUGGCUGGAGACAGUAAGAACGACCCGCCGAUGGAGGUGGCCAGCUUCACUGCACAGAGUCACAUCAUCAUCCUGAACCACCCAGGUCAGAUCAGUGCCGGCUACGCCCCCGUGCUGGACUGCCACACGGCCCACACCGCCUGUAAGUUCGCCGAGCUGAAGGAGAAGAUUGACCGGCGCUCGGGCAAGAAGCUGGAGGACAACCCCAAGGCCCUGAAGUCUGGCGACGCAGCCAUCGUUGCCAUGGUCCCCGGGAAGCCCAUGUGUGUGGAGAGCUUCUCCGAGGACCCACCACUUGGUAGGUGGUGUGUGUGUGUGUCUGCCCUCAACCCAGAUCCCUAUUGGGGGGACAGAUGACGUGUACUGUACAUCUUUGUCAUAUAUAUAGAUAUUACAGAACUGGCUCUGUUCAUCAGAAAAGAAGUUAUCUCUAUCCCUCAUCAGUCUUGGUGCUUCUUGUCUAGAACUAAUCACAUGUUCCAUUUAGUAUUUUCGAAGUGCUACAGUUCAAAUCAACUAUAGCAUUGUAUCAUGUGCUGCAAAGCCUGUAAUAGACUUAAAUGAAAAACAUCACCCCCCUCGUACACACCAUAGUCAAAGUCUGGUCGCCCAAUUUUUCAGUUUUUGAAUUGUUAAAAAAGUUUGAAAUAUCCAAUAAAUGUCGUUCCACUUCA
This is a messenger RNA of Oncorhynchus kisutch (coho salmon), 1776 nucleotides long. RefSeq names its product elongation factor 1-alpha, somatic form-like. The transcript is spliced from 8 exons. The record is from RefSeq and is a predicted model, not a curated record. Gene Ontology annotation, biological process: translational elongation. Gene Ontology annotation, molecular function: translation elongation factor activity; GTP binding; GTPase activity. Bases 140 to 1459 code for a protein of 439 amino acids. Lineage: Eukaryota; Metazoa; Chordata; Actinopteri; Salmoniformes; Salmonidae.